Molecule: messenger RNA, 1818 nt
Organism: Onychomys torridus (southern grasshopper mouse)
Lineage: Eukaryota; Metazoa; Chordata; Mammalia; Rodentia; Cricetidae
Product: gem-associated protein 8-like
Exons: 2
Coding region: 728-1438 (236 amino acids)
Biological process (GO): spliceosomal snRNP assembly
Cellular component (GO): SMN complex
Source: RefSeq, a predicted model, not a curated record
CCCACCCGCGUCACGCUCCCCGCCCCGGCUCCAGGCGCGCGCGCCGGCCUUCACCUUGAUCCGCACGUAGCAGUGGGUCCCCAAGGAGGGGUCGUUCAGGCACGCCGGAGGGUUUGCCCGGGCCGCCCGGCGGAAGGUCUGCGCGGGUGCCCUGCCGAUGCUCCACAAAAGUUUGAGCAGGUGGACGGAGGCGCACAGCCCGCAGUAGCCGUACACCAGGGACCAGUAGAGCAGGGCGCGCAGCGCGGGCACCAGGCGGGGCGGGCGCGGCGGGGCCAUGGGGCGGCCUUGCGGGAGCCCAGCCGCGGCGUCCCUCCCGCGCCUGCCGCCCUCCCCGCGCGCCUGCCCGGCCCCGCACACGCCGCGCGCCCAGGCCUCGGGGACCGCGCAGGGUGAGGCCCGGGUGCUUGUCCUACGCCCUGGUGCCGGGCGAAAGGAAGGCGACGCGGACCGCCAUUCUGGGGUCCUGCCGAAGCGUCCUGCUCUGCACGGGUUCAAGCCCUGGUUCCCAGAUAACCGGGAAUGCCUCAGGCCUUCUUCUGGAUGCGAGAACCCCGGAGGGCGGGAGGGACUUUGUGCUAAAUUUGCGGUCAUUAUUUCUUCAGGGCAUGUUUUUAAAAACAUAAAAGGUCCCCUCCACGGAGAACUGGGCCCGUGGUUGCCCACUGCCUGAGAUCUGCAUGCCCACGAGUGCCCACUUGGACUUUUGCAAUUAGAGAUAGCAGCAAUGACAUCAAAAUGGAAAGCUACUGCAUCUUGGUAUUCUCACCCAGCAUAUGCCAGAUACUGGCGACAUUAUCACCAUGCAAUGUUUUGGAUGCGAAGCCACCAGAAUGUCUACAGAAAGUCCAGGGAUUCCUAUUUCACUUCCCCGUGGUUCUCUCCCCAUGGAGUUCUUCCCUGGAACUCUCUUGCUUAUGAGGCUGAGCAUCCUUGGAACUUUCAAGGCCAGCACACGGCCUGGCAGGAGCCUCCCUACAGUGUUUCACAGAUCCAAAGCUCUGGGCAGCCUCCAUACGAGAGCAGUAGAACCCAGGCCUCCACACGAGAAGGCCCGCAUGAAGAGGAAGAGACGGAGUCAGACUCAGAUAAUGAAGUAGAAUGCGACUUGAGCAAUAUGGAAAUCACCGAGGAGCUCCGCCAGUACUUUGCAGAGACCGAGAGGCACAGAGAGGAGCGGCGCCUACAGCAGCGGCUAGACGCCCAGCGCCUGGAAGACUACGUGAAUGCGGACCACGGCCUGUACUACAACCACCACCGGUCCGCCGAGCCCCCAUCUGAGAAGCCCGGGGAGCGGCGCCAAGCCGAGAUGCGGCGCUUGUAUGGGGACAGUGCCCCCAAGAUCCUGGCCAUGGAGGCUGCUGUGCAGCUGAGCUUUGACAAGUACUGUGACAAAAAGCAGCCCAAAUACUGGCCUGUCAUUCCCCUGAAGUUCUGAGUCCUGGGCACAGGGACCCGAGGGAAUGCGUCCUGGACACAGUUCCUGGCCCUUCCCUCGUACUUUUGGAGUGGUCUCUUCAUCUCUCCGGGACAUAUUUUCAGAGAAAGAGGCUUGUAUACCGACACAGUGGAUGCAGCCUGUCAGCCACUUAGAAUUCGGUCAGCAGGAGGUGUACUGUGACCAACACAAGGAAUACCAUAAAGUGAUAGUCACGUAUAUUGUACUGGCUCUUGAUUUUAAUAGUUCACUGAAAUUCUUGCCUAGAGAUACAGUCUAGUGGUUUGCAUUUGUAAUUUCCUUCUUUAAAUCUUCCUGGAUGUCACAAAAGCCUGAACCCACAUGUCUUUUUUUUUUUUUUCUUUUUUUUUGAGACUACU